ACAGAUAUCAAUUCUUCUAUUUUCCACUAGGUAACCCAACAGUACAUUUGUGCAUUUUGCUCGGGCAUGAGGUGCUCCAGAACCCCUGCCAGUCACUUCCUUCGUUCGCAAAAGCAAUAGCGUUGCAAGGCUGUUGAUAGUGCUGAUCCGGUGGACCACAGCCGAUUUGACUGCCAAAAGCAGAAACAGAUCCUCACCAAACAAGCUCCAACAGAUUGUAACUCUGGCCAAUCAUUAUCAACAAGCGCCGGGAAAGCGGUUCACCCUUGCUUCGAUCUACCAUGAAUUGAUUCACUCGACACGCAGUUGUAGAGUAAUACAGUAACAAUCAUUUACUUUCUUCGAAAAUCGUGAACGCCGCCAUGCCGCCUUUGAAAAGAACAAGCUCAUGCACAGACAUUGGCUUUACUCUUCGUCGCCAAUUUCACAAGGAAGAUUUCAGGCCUCACCAGCGUGAAAUCAUCGAAGCUGCUCUCGACGGCUUUGACGUUUACGUCCAAGCAGCCACGUCCUUUGGUAAGAGUCUUUGCUUUCAGCUACCAGCAGUCAUCGACCAAGGCAUUACCAUAGUUGUUUCCCCUCUCUUGAGUUUAAUGAUCAACCAAGUUGAAGCCCUAAAAGCCUCCGGUAUCGAAGCCAACUUUUACAGCAGCAUAACUCCUUAUGAUGAUCGGCGUCGCAUUGAGCGCGAUCUGGAGAGCGGGCAUCCAAGGACCAGGCUAUUGUAUGUCACGCCCGAGUUAUGUUCUGGCUCACGGUUUCGCGAACGGCUGCAGCUAGUCUACAAGCAAAAGGAGUUUGCACGUAUCGCCAUUGACGAAGCUCAUUGUGUGUCAGAAUGGGGCCAUGACUUUCGAAAAGACUUCAAACGUCUAUCUUGGUUUCGAGACACUUUCCCAGAUGUACCAAUAAUGUGUCUCACUGCUACGGCAAACCCGCAGGUUCGCCAAGACGUACUGUCUAUUUUGAAACUCGAUCAAACUCCAGAAAGAACAAGAGAGUUUUUGAUGAACCCUCAACGUCAAAACUUGCAUCUUGAAAUUCGGUACACCAAGGACGAAGAAGAUAACCGCCUACAGGAUUUUCUACGAUGGAUUAACGCUGUUUACGACCGUCGUAAACAUGGUGAGAGAAAGGCAGAACUCGAACAGGUGAAUGAAAGAGUCGAAAGUGUCCCUGGGAUUAUAUACACUAUAUCUCGGGAUGAAUGCGAGUCCCUGGCAGCCUCCCUUCGUUCAGAAGGCAUUGGGGCCAUGCCUUUUCAUGCCAGGCUCACCAAGGAAGUCAAAGAAGAAACACUCGCCCGGUGGAUAAAUAACGAGUCUGGGUACGAUAUCAUUGUUGCCACGACCGCCUUCGGCAUGGGUAUUGACAAGAAUAACGUGCGUUUUGUUGUUCACUGGCGUAUUCCCAAGUCUUUCGAAGGCUACUACCAAGAAGCUGGCCGUGCUGGUCGAGAUGGCAAUGCAAGCUAUUGCUUUCUUUACUACAGCCGAGAAGACCUGGAGCGCGUCACGAGAUUGAUCAGAUCCGAUGCCAAAGCUGAGACGAAUCAGAUCGCCAGACUCAAGAGUUUGCAGGCGUUGGCUCAAUACUGCGAAGACACUGAUAAGUGUCGACAUGCUGCCAUAUGCAAAUACUUCGGAGAAUCCAGCACGCCAGACUGCGACUUUGCUUGUGAUUGGCACAAGGAUCCCCAAGAACUUGAGAUGAGAUUUAUGAGGGGCUUAGCAAGUGAAGAAUGGGUGAGCACGCAGGCGAUGCAGGGCACUUAUGAUGAUGGGUAUUAUGACGAGUAACGAAAAUGACAUCUCACAAGUGUUAUUCCCUGACAAUUUACACGAGUUUAGUAUGUGAUGUGUCGAUUUUGAUAUUAGUCCAUAACUGGCCACUGAGAUUGGCCGUCUUUACUAACAGUUGGGAAACCGAGAAGGUCGGAUAUGU
Messenger RNA from Fusarium odoratissimum NRRL 54006, 1944 nucleotides. RefSeq lists its product as uncharacterized. Gene Ontology annotation, molecular function: four-way junction helicase activity; nucleic acid binding; 3'-5' DNA helicase activity. Gene Ontology annotation, biological process: double-strand break repair via homologous recombination. Gene Ontology annotation, cellular component: chromosome; cytoplasm. The record is from RefSeq and is a predicted model, not a curated record. Bases 363 to 1799 code for a protein of 478 amino acids. NCBI's taxonomy places the organism in Eukaryota, Fungi, Ascomycota, Sordariomycetes, Hypocreales, Nectriaceae. The transcript is spliced from 5 exons.